AUGCUUGCUUGGUCUACAAUCAUUAGUCUCUUGAUUAAUGCCAACAUAAUAUUAUUGAAUGCUUUUCCAGUCAGAGAUACACCUCCACAACUGUUUGGUUUGAUGUAUGCUGAAGAAACCAAAAGCUCACGAGAACGAUACCAGCUUAAACAUGAUGAAACAAAUCCGAACUCUUCAAUGUAUAUUUAUGAUUACCAUAAUGAAGGAGAUGCUAUAUAUGUGGUAAUCAGUAUUUCUAAAAAGGACUUGGAGUUUGUAGACAAUUAUCAGAUCAAACCUGUUAUAUGCUUAAUCAGCUACAGCAGUCAUGUGCCUUUAGCUUUAUCCUAUGACUUGGAUUUUACGUUAUCCGCAGAGCUUGUUAAUCAAUCGUGGUAUUGGUUACCACCUUCAUUAAAUGCGAGUACAAAUAUAUCAGUUUAUAUAUUACCAAAAUUAGUGGGACUAGACUAUUUGGUAUUUUGGAUUCGUCAAGCGAAACCAAAGCAUGGAUAUAUUAGUCCUACUCCUUGGUUUGCCAAUAAUUCUGAGGCCCUCAGGAAGCAAUAUUUCGACAGUUUAGUAAUUGACUAUCGACUCAAUGUCUCUUUAUAUAAUAACCAGGAUUAUAAUGAUGACAACAAUAAAAACAACACAAUGGGUUUUCCCGUAAUUGUAACUGCAGAUAAAGGCAUUGGUCAUCUAGUUUUCCGUAUCAUCGUCAUAAUCAUGGUGACUGUAUUCACAUUCACAAUGGGGUGUGAUUUGGAAGUUCCUUUGAUCCUGCAUCAUUUCAAAAGACCCAUUUCUGUAUCAAUUGGGUUCUUUUGUCAAUUUUUCUUUAUGCCAUUGAUUGCGUUUGGUAUCGCAAAAAUUAUACCAAUUAGGUCGGAUUUUGGCUUUGGUUUACUUACUAUUGCUUGUUCUCCAGGUGGUGGUGCCAGUAAUGGUUGGUGUCUUCUACUCGGAGGUGAUAUUAACUUGAGUAUAUUAAUGACAUUCAUUAGUAGUUUAUCGGCUCUUUUCAUGAUGCCUUUUCUUCUAUUCAUCUACGGUCGAUUCUUCAUUGAUGUGACCAAAAUAAAAAUUCCAUACGUCAAUAUUGUCUUCCAGUUAUUACAAGUAGCUAUACCCGCAUUAAUGGGUUUAGGUCUACGUAUAUGGAAACCGAAAUUGGCUGUUAAAUGCACAAAGUUAACACGUCCAUUAUUUUAUGUAUUCAUAGUAUUCUUUUUAACUAUUGGUGUGUACAUUAACUGGUCCUUAACUCGUCUAUUAGGUGUAUAUCCUUUACUUAUUCUUACAGGUGCAUUAUUACCUUGGCUUGGCUUUUGUAUAGCAUCAUUAUUUACAUUAAUUCUACGACAAUCACGUAAAUUAGUUAUUACAGUGGCCUUAGAGACUGGUAUACAAAAUAUUGGUGUUGGAAUACUUGUUUUAUUGUAUACAAUGCCAAAACCAAUCGGUGAAUUAGGUGCUAUCAUGCCAAUUACUGUAGCUAUACUUACACCUAUUCCUUUGUGCCUAAUAUAUUUAGGCUUAGUAAUCAAGCGUAAAUGUUUUGACCAUCAGAAUGAGCCUGUUAUUCAUGAUCCUUGUGAAAUUGAACCCCUCAGUACCACGAAAAUAAGUAGUAAAUGCAGUAAUGACAUUAUGAACCCACCAACUGAUACCAUUAAAUCACCGACACAAGUAUCGUUAACAGAUACAACUGUUACCAUAAACACCACUGUCCCUCAAGAACGUAUGUAA
Molecule: messenger RNA, 1731 nt
Organism: Schistosoma bovis
Lineage: Eukaryota; Metazoa; Platyhelminthes; Trematoda; Strigeidida; Schistosomatidae
Source: the annotation of a GenBank genome assembly